Messenger RNA from Blepharisma stoltei, 1236 nucleotides. The record is from the annotation of a GenBank genome assembly. NCBI's taxonomy places the organism in Eukaryota, Ciliophora, Heterotrichea, Heterotrichida, Blepharismidae.
AUGGAUAAAUGGAAUGUUAGAGCAUCAGCCUGGAAUCAGCUAAGCUAUGAGAUAGCAAACCACAAUGAUAUCUAUAUAUAUGGGUUGUCAUGCAAUGGGAAGACAACUCUUGCUAGAGAUUGUCUUUCUGCCAAUCACAUUCCAUACUCUUACAUCAGCUGUAAAGAAGCCUGCACUUUCCCAGAACUUUUGGAAAAUAUAAUUGAUGAAUAUAUCAAAGGGUUUCUCAUGAUCGAUUUAACACGGUCUGGAAAUCCAUUGAAAAUCGCUAUGGAGAUGCAAAAUGCCUCAAAUAAGGACUCUAUUUAUUAUGUAAUUUUAGAUAAAAUUGAUAGCAUUGUGAAAUGCAGCAUCCUGGCGAUUCACAAACUUGUAGAGCUUCGAGAUCUUGCUUGUUGCAACUUAAAGCUUAUUUUGAUCUCUGAAAUAUAUGAAGACUCUUUAUUUAUCCAUCCAGAUUCAAUCGAUCGCUCCCUUCACCCAUCUAUGAUAUUUUUGCAAGACUAUAACGAAAAUCAGUUAAAAAUAAUUCUGAGGAAGGAAUUCAGCUAUGGGACUGAUAAUGAUUUUGCAGAGUUUAUAUCAAUUAUUUAUCACUUACUAUUUCCGUUUUCCAGUAAAAUCUUUUUGUUGCGACAUGCAUGCAUUAAAUAUUAUUCAAGUUAUUUAGAUAAAUCCAACGAGUAUGGAAAUGCGCAGAAUAAACAUGAUAAACUCUUCACAUUUAUCCAGAGAGAAAUUGGGGACGUUGAGGAAUUUUUAUUUGAGAAAAAGGUAUCAUAUAGAGACUUCCAAUAUGGGUUGACUAAUGAAGCCAAACUUUUAUUGAUUUCUGGGUAUAUAUGCUCACACAAUCCAGAAAAAUAUGAUAAAUAUGUAAUUAAAGCAGUCAGAAAAAAUGUGAAGAAAAAAAACACUAAAGACAUUGAAAAUUUUACUUUAAAACAGCCUGAAAUUUUUCCAUUGGAAAGGCUUUUAUCUGUUUACUCAGUUUUGUACCACGUUAUUUUAUCGUCAAAAACAAAACAAAUUAUUCAAGUGAACGCCGAAACUCCAAGCUUCUGUUCGCUUGUGAAUAUUUUAAUUCAAAAACAUUUUUUCCAGAGAGUUCAAAGGAAUGAUCCAAUUGGAAGUGAGAGGUUUAUUUGUAAUGCCGAUUUAGAGUUUAUUAAGGAACUAUCUAAAUCAAUGAGGAUCAAGCUUCAUGAGUAUGUGCUUGGUCUAAGUCAAAAUUAA